Molecule: messenger RNA, 1902 nt
Organism: Lotus japonicus
Lineage: Eukaryota; Viridiplantae; Streptophyta; Magnoliopsida; Fabales; Fabaceae
Product: putative nitric oxide synthase
Exons: 13
Coding region: 55-1713 (552 amino acids)
Molecular function (GO): GTP binding; GTPase activity
Source: RefSeq, a predicted model, not a curated record
GUCGUUCUAGUGAGAAGUUAUUUGUAGAGUUGAGAUACAGAAAGCCCUCAGAAAAUGGCGCUUAAAACCCUAUCCACAUUCCUCACACCAUUUUCCCUCCCUCCCUCCAAAUUCCCCCAACCGUUCACCAAAUCUUUCUACAUCCUCGGUGAAUCCCCGCGCCCUCACAAACCGCGUUUCUCCGCCGCGGAAUCCGACGGCACUGGCGCAGCUGCUCCCUCGCCCGGCGAGAAAUUCCUCGAACGCCUGCGUUCAAUUGAGGCCGCUAAUCUCAUCCUCAAGGACAACAACAAGAACAGGAAGAAAGAGAAGCCUCUCAAAGCUUCCACUGCCGUCUCUUCCUGCUAUGGCUGCGGCGCUCCGUUGCAAACUUCCGACUCCGAUGCACCUGGUUAUGUCGAUCCCCAAACAUAUCAACUGAAGAAGAGACACCACCAGCUUAGAACAGUACUCUGUAGGAGGUGCAGGCUUUUGUCUCAUGGACAGAUGAUAACUGCUGUUGGAGGACAUGGAGGAUAUUCUGGCGGCAAACAAUUUGUUACAGCCGAAGAGCUUCGGGAAAAGUUGUCUCAUUUGCGUCGCGUCAAAGCUCUAAUUGUCAAAUUGGUAGACAUUGUUGACUUCAAUGGCAGUUUUUUGUCUCGUGUGCGAGAUCUUGCUGGUGCUAAUCCAAUAAUAUUCGUAGUGACUAAGGUUGAUCUCCUUCCAAGAGAUACUGAUCUUAAUUGUAUUGGGGACUGGGUUGUAGAGGCUACCACAAAGAAGAAGCUCAAUGUUCUCAGUGUCCAUUUGACCAGUUCAAAAUCAUUGGUUGGAAUAGCUGGAGUGAUAUCAGAAAUCCAGAAAGAGAAGAAGGCAAGAGAUGUGUACAUUUUGGGUUCAGCUAAUGUUGGGAAAUCCGCUUUCAUCAAUGCUUUACUAAAAACAAUGGCUAUAAAUGAUCCAGUGGCCGCAGCUGCACAAAGAUACAAACCAAUACAAUCGGCCGUUCCAGGAACUACCUUAGGGCCAAUUCAAAUUAAUGCUUUCCUCGGUGGAGGGAAACUGUAUGACACCCCUGGAGUUCAUCUCCACCAUAGGCAAACUUCAGUUGUUAAUUCUGAAGAUCUACCCUCCCUUGCUCCUAAGAGCCGACUGAGGGGCCAAUCUUUCCCAAAUUCCGAAGUUCUUUCAGACAAUGUAGAGGAAGGUGUUUCGACAGUAAAUGGCUUGAAUGCAUUUUCAAUAUUUUGGGGAGGUCUUGUUAGAAUUGAUGUCUUGAAGGUUCUCCCAGAAACAAGAUUGACUUUUUACGGGCCUAAGAGACUACCAAUUCAUGUGGUGCCCACAGAAAAAGCAGAUGAGUUUUAUAAGAAAGAAGUUGGAGUUCUGCUAACCCCACCAAUGGGAAGAGAAAAAGCUGAAAACUGGAGAGGACUUGACUCUCAACGUAAAUUGCAAAUAAAAUUCGAAGACACAGAAAGGCCAGCUUGUGAUAUCGCUAUAUCAGGUCUAGGAUGGUUUACUGUUGAGCCGGUUAGUCGGUCACACAAACUGUCACAACCAGAACCAACAGAGAGUGCUGGGGAAUUGGUUUUGGCCGUGCAUGUCCCUGGACCUGUUGAGAUUUUCAUGAGGCCACCAUUACCAGUUGGCAAGGCUGGUGCAGAGUGGUAUCAGUAUAGAGAAUUAACGGAUAAAGAAGAGCAAAUGAGGCCAAAAUGGUACUUUUGAAUUUUGCAUAUUAUUUUUUUUAUUUUUUAAACCUUUAUCCCAAAUCCCAAACCAACCCAUUAUAGAUGUAUUAUUAUUGGGAUCAAUUUUCAAGCUGUAUAACGAUGGGUUCAUUUCAAAAGGAGGGGAUUUUGAAGAUGGCAAAGCAAUGCUAGAUUUGUAAUAUGCAGAGUGCUGACAUUAUUCUUA